Cherax quadricarinatus is the source of this 14585-nucleotide messenger RNA. NCBI's taxonomy places the organism in Eukaryota, Metazoa, Arthropoda, Malacostraca, Decapoda, Parastacidae. The record is from RefSeq and is a predicted model, not a curated record.
UCUCCGACUCCCUGGCAUACUUGCUGCACCCUUCAGUGUUUACCAGCGUCAGUGUCUCCCUCACUGUCUCCUUGUGCCAGUGUCUGCGUCUCCCUCCACCAGUGUCUGCCUGCGUCUCCCUCCACCAGUGUCUGCCUGCGUCUCCCUCCAUCAGUGUCUGCCUGCGUCUCCCUCCACCAGUGUCUGCCUGCGUCUCCCUCCACCAGUGUCUGCCUGCGUCUCCCUCCACCAGUGUCUGCCUGCGUCUCCCUCCACCAGUGUCUGCCUGCGUCUCCCUCCACCAGUGUCUGCCUGCGUCUCCCUCCAUCAGUGUCUGCCUGCGUCUCCCUCCACCAGUGUGUAUCUGAGAGCCGACCAGCUGCUGAUGGAUAGUUUGGUGGGUGGUGCCGGUGGGUGCGUGCUGGUACAAGACCUGACUGAAGCUUUACAGGUGGGUCAGGUCAGCAGGCUGGGUGCUGACAGUGGACCUUACCGGUGUAAUGUUUGCAACCAGAACCUCGCCUCCAAGUACUCCAUUAAGACUCACCUCAACACACAGAAACACCAGAAUAAGUUUGUGUCACCUCAAACACCGUCGUUCCCUGCACGGCCUGCCACACUCACUCUAGUGUCACCUCAAGCACCGUCGUUACCUGCACGACCUGCCACACUCACUCUAGUGUCACCUCAAGCACCGUCGUUACCUGCACGACCUGCCACACUCACUCUAGUGUCACCUCAAGCACCGUCGUUACCUGCACGACCUGCCACACAUAACACAUUCACUCAGCAAAGUUCACAGAUCUUCAGCAACACUAAGCAUUGUUUACAUCUUAGUGGCAAAUUUUUUGAUUCUGGUAGUGGGCAGCUGGUGCAAGACUUGACCGAGGCCGUGCAGGUGGGUCAAGUGACCCAGCUGGGUGACGAGAAGGGACCUUACCGGUGUAAUGUUUGCGACCAGAACCUCGCCUCCAAGACCUCCAUCAAGACCCACCUCACGACCCAGAAACACCAGAAUAAGGUGGGCGGCGCAGGUGUGGGUGGCGCAGGUGUGGGUGGCGUAGGUGUGGGUGGCGCAGGUGUGGGCGGCGCAGGUGUGGGCGGCGCAGGUGUGGGUGGCGCAGGUGUGCGCGGCACUGGUGUUGGUGGGGCAGGUGGCUGGCAACUGGUGCAAGACUUGACCGAGGCCGUGCAGGUGGGUCAAGUGACCCAGCUGGGUGACGAGAAGGGACCUUACCGGUGUAAUGUUUGCGACCAGAAGCUCGCCUCCAAGACCUCCAUCAAGACCCACCUCACGACCCAGAAACACCAGAAUAAGGUAAAGGUAAGCGGUACAGGUGUGGGCGUCGCGGGUGUGGGUGGUGCAGGUGUGGGCGUCGAAGGCGUGGGUGGUGCAGGUGUGGACGUCGCAGGUGUGGGUGGUGCAGGUGGCAGGCAGCAAGUGGACGAGUUGACCGAGGCUCUCCAAGCUGGUCAAGUCACCAUGAUAGAAACUGAGAACGGACCUUACUGCUGCAAUGUUUGUGAGCAGAACCUCGCCUCCAAGGCCUCCAUCAGGUCUCACCUCUGCACUCAGAAACAUCAGAAAAUGUUGGAUUUACGAGCAUUGUUGUGUCCGGAAUCUGUGCAACAGGGACCAGUCAUGACCAACACACCUCAGCAACCUGUGCAACAGGGACCAGUCAUGACCAACACACCUCAGCAACUUUUGCAACAGGAGGAUGAGGUAGUAACAGAAGCAUUAGCGGCAGGUCACGUCAACUUAAUGAGUGACGGUGUGAGGUACAGGUGUAAUAUGUGUAAAAGAUUCUUCGUCUCUCCGGCCUCUCUGAGGAGCCACGUCAGAAGUCUAAAACACCAAAUAAAGAUUCUUAUGGACGAGGAGGAUAAGCAAGAAUGUGGAACACCCAGAAGUGUUAGUAACGGUUCAGUGAUUGAGACUGACGACAAGUCUUCUCCUUACUGGUGCAGGAAGUGUUGCCAACCCAUCAACAACAUUAUAUCCCUCAAGAAACACCGAUCCUGCAUCAAGGUCACAAGGGUCAAUCAAUCCUCGGACCUCAAGUUGGAUGAGUUUGGCAGUUACACAGUGAGGUCGAUUCCCAGGGGCCACGUUUACGUUUUCAACUACAAGUUCCCUCCCCCAUACCAGCGAGCUGGAGCUGAACACGACUCCACCAAUAUUCGUGAAAUCUUCACUGAGCUGGGCUAUAAGGUCUUUAUCCACGAAGACCUCACCAAAAAACAAACGCUUGACACAAUCAAAGAUAUUCGAAAGGACCCAAAGUUGCACAACGUAGAUUCCUUCAUAGCUUUCUUCUUGAGCCAUGGAGAAAAUGCUUACGAAUUUCAGACCUAUGACAAGAAAAGAUUAGAACUUAAGAAUCUUAGGAGUGAGUUUUCCGACACAAAAUGUCCACAACUGAAGAAGAAACCGAAAAUCUUCAUGGCCAACUACUGCCGGGGAAGAAGCAUAGAGAAAGUGGAUUUUGACGACAAAAGAGUCGAAGUCACACAAGACAUUGUGACGAUUCAUGCAACCACAGAAGGAGUGAUGGCGCUCAGGUCCCAUGACAAAGGCACUAUCUUCAUCAAAUGUCUGUGUGAUGUGCUGAGGGACAUUAAAGGCACCAUAGACCUGAGGACAAUUUAUGGCAGGCUGUACCUUAGCAUGAUGCGCUGUGGAGGCACAAAACCCAUGUGGGAAGACGUGGGAUUCAGAAACUUUUACUUUCAAGUCACAAGGGUCAAUCAAUCCUCGGACCUCAAGUUGGAUGAGUUUGGCAGUUACACAGUGAGGUCGAUUCCCAGGGGCCACGUUUACGUUUUCAACUACAAGUUCCCUCCCCCAUACCAGCGAGCUGGAGCUGAACACGACUCCACCAAUAUUCGUGAAAUCUUCACUGAGCUGGGCUAUAAGGUCUUUAUCCACGAAGACCUCACCAAAAAACAAACGCUUGACACAAUCAAAGAUAUUCAAAAGGACCCAAAGUUGCACAAUGUAGAUUCCUUCAUAGCUUUCUUCUUGAGCCAUGGAGAAAAUGCUUACGAAUUUCAGACCUAUGACAAGAAAAGAUUAGAACUUAAGAAUCUUAGGAGUGAGUUUUCCAGCACAAAAUGUCCACAACUGAAGAAGAAACCGAAAAUCUUCAUGGCCAACUACUGCCGGGGAAGAAGCAUAGAGAAAGUGGAUUUUGACGACAAAAGAGUCGAAGUCACACAAGACAUUGUGACGAUUCAUGCAACCACAGAAGGAGUGAUGGCGCUCAGGUCCCGUGACAAAGGCACUAUCUUCAUCAAAUGUCUGUGUGAUGUGCUGAGGGACAUUAAAGGCACCAUAGACCUGAGGACAAUUUAUGGCAGGCUGUACCUUAGCAUGAUGCGCUGUGGAGGCACAAAACCCAUGUGGGAAGACGUGGGAUUCAGAAACUUUUACUUUCAAAGAUAAUUAUGCACUUGUCUUUGUAACAUAACUAUAUCCCACCAGCUUUCUUUAAAAGAUAACGUUUAUACCACCAAGCGUAGUUGCUUUUAAAGAAUGUCGCAGACAUCGCGGGAUAGAUAUAAUCAACUGUACCAAGAUAUCUUCACUUGACUUUACUGAUUCACUGUCCUUCCCACCUCCAAAAAUCAAGUCCUGAUCGUUGAAUUUCUUGCUUUCAUAUACAUUACCAUGUUCAUACUCCAAAAGCAUGUGAAAUACCAGGGACCGCUAUUUUUCUUCACUUACUCCCCUCAUUUACACAAUAUUUAAACAAACCCUUAACCUGUCUAAUUUCUUUCGUCAUGCCCUAACCAUCUCAACAAUCUCUCUCUCAUUUUUUAAUUAUGUGUCUUACCACAGCAAUGAUGGUAUGAAAUAUAUCUUAUAUAUGGGAAUUUCAAGAUUUGCGACUGAGAAAUGUUUUAAGAGAACAAUGCACGUGUUAUUCCUUGGUAUAUAUAUGUAUAUAUUAAACCUAGAAUAAUCAUAUGAUUAUAAGUAAUGUGUUACGAGCUUGUGUCAUUAUUUUCCACCACACUUAUCGUUUCAUACUCAGGAAGACCCAAGGAAGGAAACACAGUCAUUCUCUCUCCUCUAACACACUUUAUUCACGUUCUUAUGAGGGAACUGCAACAUGAAAACUCCGGAAGUGUUGCAGGUGAGUGUGGGAUUCUCACACCCCAGCACCUGUCUUGUCAGGAGGUGGGUGUGAGGGACUCACACCCCAGCACCUGUCUUGUCAGGAGGUGGGUGUGGGGAUGACUCACACCCCAGCAUCUGUCUUAUCAGGUGGGUGUGUGGGACUCACCCCAGCAUCUGUAUUUUGUCAAGAGGUGAGUGUGGAGGACUCGCGCACCUCAGGUCUUGUCUAGGUGGUGCCUUCAUUGUGAAUGGCUCUUGAUCCAGGGAAUUAGAACUAUCCUCAUCAUCCUAGAAUCCAACCUAAUUGUUUCUCAUUGCCAGGUACUGCAAGAUGACUUAAGAAUUUAGUGUUUCCCGGUGAAACAAAGAACUUAUACUAGGUACUGAAGAUUUAACAAAUGCAAGAUUAUCUGGUACUCAUAUUAGUAUUAUAAUCAACUGGAAGUGCUAAACCUACCAGGGUCAUACAGUGCUCUAGAGUAGGAAGUGAUGCAGGAUCUAAUGAUAAAUAAGAGUGGAGAUGACAAUAGAGGUAAAGUUAGGAGGGGCUGUGAGGAGUGCUAAAGGAAGGAUUAUCAAAGUUUGUGUAAUAAAUCAGUUGCUGUCAAAAAGUCGAAGAUGGAGUCUGUCAAAUGGGGGAAAAUAAAGUAAGGGAGUUAGAGCGGUGACAGCGUCGGAGGAGAAUUCUGCAUGUUCGUUGAUAGACAGGACAGUCCAAGAGAAUAUGAGAAAUUGAAACAGGAACUAGACAAUUCUCACAAAGUGGAACAGGACGCCUCUCCAUGAAAUACCCAUGAGUUAGACGAGUGUGUCCCAUGCGAAGACGAGAAUGUUAUCUCCCAACCUCAGUGGCAUUCCUAUACUCCACUGCUACUCUCAUACGCCAUCACUAGUACUAUUAUACUCCACCACCAGUACUACCAUACUCCAUCACUAGUACUCUCAUACUCCAUCACCAGUACUGUCAUACUCCAUCACUAGUACUAUCAUACUCCACCACUAGUACUCUUGUGAUGUAAUUCAACUAUGCUUGGCAGGUCGUUAAGGGAAACCUAAUUUAACCAAUUAUAUGGUCACACCUUGCCUUAACAAAUGGAUGUCAGACACGCAUUUUCGGCUUAAGUCUGAGGUCUUUUGUUCUUGACGGUGUCAGACAUCGGUGUCAGGUCGUAACACGUGGUCUACGCCUUACAGGGAAUGGGGUGUUUAGAGUACCAUAUAAGCCAGGGAACAGUUGAGCAAGGAAAUUGUUGGAGACAUUUCCCAAGCUUCACUGGAUAGUAGUAAAUGUCGCGAUUGGCUUGACCUGAGGAAAAGCAGUAGCUAGCUCUUGUGCCACCACCAUGCAAGAGGUGGAAGUUGACGUGUGAGGCUGAGUGGAUGAAGGGUGGCCUUGGUGCCUGAGGAGUAUUGUCGUGGUGAAGAUAAGCUGCUUGUUGAGUCGUGAAGUUCCCAGAUGCAGUGCUUUCAACGAGAGGGACCUGCAUGAGCGUUCCUAAACGCCAACGAAGUCCACACAAUGAGACAUGGCCCAAUUUAGGAAGUGCCAGGGUCGGUCAGAAGCCCUGGCUAACCCCUCUUCUAGUAGAAACAGUAGACAGAUCUGGAGGUGAGAUGACAAGAAUACGGCAGUAUAACACAAUGGCCCUAUGUCCUCCUCCGUCGACCCCUUCAUAUUUCUGCUGCCCUUGCCCAAGGAGUUAUAGAGAGCUCCCUGGGUCAAUAGCCUGCACCCUAGUCAAGCCAAUCGCAACAUUUACUACUAUCCAGUGAAGUUUGGGAAAUGAUGUUUAGAGUGGUAUUAGUAUGGUAUCUAUCUCUACUGGUAGGGGAUGAUCUAUUUUAUGUCAGCUGUUGGGAAAAUUAAGUGUUGUAUAUUAUGUGAGCUAGCUCCUUGCCAGGAGGGAUCACAUUAUAGAUAGGAUGUAUUUCCUUUUCAGGUGGAAAACUGUAAACAAAAAUCUUUUCAACAUUAGAAGAGGAUUCAUUUAUGUGAGGGAUGGGAGGUUUUCUUUUAGUUCCUAGAAAUGGGAUAAUGAUGGGUCUUGGUUGUGAUUCCUGCCUUGUCACGAAUGGUCACUGAAAGGUGCAAGAAAAAUGUGACAGUGUGGUCGUGUAAUGGUUCAGUUGCAAGUACUUGAAGGAAUAAUACCCGCUGGAGCUAUUUUCUACGCCAGGAAAACUUUACGAGGUUUGGCUCAAUGGUUAAUCAGCGAGGGUGACUACAGGAGCUAGUUUAUUUCUAGUAAAGUACAAGAAGGCACUGGAGCCCGAUAUUUAGUUUUAAGGAGACAUGACGGAUAAGGAGGUUUCGCACCAGAGUCAUUGUUAUUUGUUUCUUGUGCUAGAAUUUAUUAACUCUACUUAUCUGUGUGAUUUCAUAUUAUUUGCUAUUGUACUGUAAUAGAAUUAAGGGGUUAGGAUUAAAAUAGUCUAAUAACUUAUGACAAUUAUUAUUAUUAUUAUAAUCAAGGGGGAAGCGCUAAACCCGGAGGAUUAUACAGCGCCUGGGGGGGGGGGAUGUGGAAGGCAUUCAGGCUUAAUUCGGGGAACUGGAGCACAGAUCCAAUUCCCUAAAUCAAGAGCCCCUCACCAACAUCAAGGAACUUUCCUUGAGGGGAACUUAUGACAAAUUGUCCUAGUUCUCAGAUAUUUUAAACUGGGGUGAUGUAGUUCAACUAUGCAUGGUAGGUCGCUAAGGGAGACCUAAUUUAACCAAUUAUAUGGUCACACCUUGCCUUAGCAAAUGGAUGUCAGACACGCCUUUUCGCUUAAGUCUGAAGUCUUUUGUUCUUGACGGCAUCAGACCUCGGCAUCAGGUCGUAACACGUGGUCUACGCCUUAUGGGGAAUGGGGUGCUUAGAUGACCAUAUAAGCCAGGGAACAGCUGAGCAAGGAGGUUGUUGGAGACAGGUCCAGGGAGUGAGAGCUCUGGAAAAGCCGCGUGUGUAGUGGACCAUGCACUGGGAAUCUCGGGUCAGCUGGUCGGUGAAUUAAGAGUGAGUACUAUUCAGUGUUACUGAUAACAUCUACCUUCCCUCUGGUAAUAAAUCUCAUAGGGCAAUUGUUAUCUUAUGUAAAUUUCCAUCAGGAUAUGUCGUAUUCUAGCCCUUUUAUGUUAAGUAAACUAUAACCAUAGUUCCCAUUUGUAUUUGUACCUUCAUAUGCUAUUCCCUUUUCUGUUAAGCACUGGGAUUAACACAGGAGACGUGCUCACUUGCUGGGAUACUUCAGGCAGAGUGGGUAAAUGUCUCACUCUCAUACUCCAUCACUAGUACCAUCAUACUCCAUUACUAGUACUAUCAUACUCCAUUACUAGUACUAUCAUACUCCACUAGUGUAGACAGCCAUUUCUGUCUGCUAGAUUCAUAUCCUGCGGCACUACGGUGCUGCCCUCUCUAGGCCUGCCCAGGUCAAUGGGACGCUAUGCUCAUUUGCUCUCACUUCACGGCCUACCCUCAUGGGUUCAACAAUCUCCCCUCCAUGGACUGGCUAUCGGUCAUUCCCUCAUUUUGCCCAUUGUGUACUCAAUCCUUUCCACUUAACGUCAAACUAGUCUAUGGCAGUAUCUUUGAAACCUACGCUAUCCCGUCGGUACUAAACCGCUGUUCAACAGCAAGAAAAGUAAUAAUACUAGUGCUCUCAUACUCCACUAGUACUCACAUACUCCACCACUAGUACUAUCAUACUCCAUCACUAGUACUAUCAUACUCCAUCACUAGUACUGUCAUACUCCACCACUAGUACUGUCAUACUCCACCACUAGUGAUCUCAUACUCCACUAGUACUCUCAUACUCCGCCACUAGUGCUCUAAUACCCCACCACUAGUAAUAUCAUACUCCAUCACUAGUACUAUCAUACUCCACCACUAGUGCUCUAAUACUCCAAUACUAGUACUAUCAUACUCCAUCAUUAGUACUAUCAUACUCCAUCACUAGAACUAUCAUACUCCAUCACUAGUACUGUCAUACUCCACCAAUAGUGCUCUCAUACUCCACUAGUACUCUCAUACUCCACCACUAGUGCUCUAAUACUCCACCACUAGUAAUAUUAUACUCCAUCACUAGUACUAUCAUACUCCAUCACUAAUACUAUCAUACUCCAUCACUAGUACUAUCAUGCUCCACCACUAGUACUAUCAUACUCCACUAGUACUAUCAUACUCCACCACUAGUAUUAUCAUACUCCAUCACUGGUAUUAUCAUAAUCCUUCACUAGUACUAUCAUAAUCCAUCACUAGUACUUUCAUACUCCACUAGUGCUCUCAUACUCCACCACUAGUGCUCUCAUACUCCACCACUAGUACUCUCAUACUCCACUACUAGUACUCUCAUACUCCACUACUAGUACUAUCAUACUCCAUCACUAGUACUAUCAUAGUCCAUCGCUAGUACUAUCAUACUCCACCAAUAGUGCUCUCAUACUCCACUAGUACUCUCACAUUCCACCACUAGUACUAUCAUACUCCAUCACUAGUACAAUCAUACUCCAUCACUAGUACUAUUAUACAUCACUAGUACUCUCAUACUCCACCACGAGUACUGUCAUACUCCACCACGAGUAAUAUCAUACUCCAUCACCAGUAGUAUCAUACUCCAUCACUAGUAGUAUCAUACUCCAACACGAGUGCUAUCAUACUCCAUCACUAGUAUUAUCAUACUCCAUCAAUUGUACUAUCAUACUCCACUCGUACUAUCAUACUCCAUCACUAGUACUAUCAUACUCCACUAGUACUAUCAUACUCCAUCACUCGUGCUAUCAUACUCCAUCACUAGUACUCUCAUACUCCAUCACUAGUAUUAUCAUACUCCAUCCCUAGUACUAUCAUACUCCAUCACUAGUACUAUACUCCAUCACUAGUACUAUCAUACUCCAUCACUAGUACUCUCAUACUCCACUAGUACUAUCAUACUCCAUCAUUAGUACUCUCAUACUCCACUAGUACUAUCAUACUCCAUCAUUACUCUCAUACUCUACUAGUACUAUCAUACUCCAUAACUAGUACUAUCAUACUCCAUCACUAGUACUCUCAUGCUCCAUCACUAGUACUAUCAUACUCCAUCAUUAGUACUCUCAUACUCCACUAGUACUAUCAUACUUCAUCACUAGAACUCUCAUACCCUACUAGUACUAUCAUACUCCAUAACUAGUACUAUCAUACUCCAUCACUAGUACUACCAUAUUCCAUCACUAAUACUAUCAUACUCCACUACUAUCAUAUUCCAUCACUAGUACCCUCAUACUCCAUCACUAAUACUCUCAUACUCCAUCACUAGUACUAUCAAACUUCACUAGUACUAUCAUACUCCAUCACUAGUACUAUCAUACUCAUCACUAGUACUAUCAUACUCUAUCACUAGUACUCUCAUACUCCAUCACUAGUACUCUCUGUGAGGGAAAAGUUCAAUAGAUAGGAGUAGCAAGGGAGUGUAUAGUAACAAUAGUUUCAUUGCCGGCUGCUUGUUAAGGUAGGGUCAGUCUAGCUCCCGCUAUCCCUUCCCCUCCCUCUUCCCCCUCUCCCCGAAAGGUGACGUGUGGGGCUCCGGUCAAACAGUAAAUCACUCGACUCACAGCUCCCAACACUUUUGUUGGUACAUGCCUGAUCAUAUUUUAGUGGACUUAUUGGUUGAAAGCUUCACUUUUGACCAAUAAUUAGCUUAGUCCUUUCAGUCUUUAGCUGUUAAAUGUUUUAAUAAUCACCACAUCUUUUAGGUAUUGUACUUAUCAUGGAGAGUGAUUUCUUAAGCAGUGGGUAAUCUGUCUCUCUUUACAGAUUGGAAUGACAGAGAGGGUCACCUGCCAACCAACGAGAAGAAUAGAAGGAGACGGACUAACGUCCUGAGACGUCCCAUGUUUAAUCUACUUACCUGUUAUGUAAGCCAACGCAGGACCUAACCCCUCAUCAUAGCAGUGGUAACGAACCUGUUUUCCUGUCAUCUGAAGUAAUUACUCACGGCCAUACUCUGUGAAGAACGAGCCGGUGGUGGUCACCAACACCUGCUACCCUUCCCUCCCACAUCAGCAAUGGCUACGAUUUCAACAACACGCAGUGUCACCAACACCUGACACCCCAUUACCACGAUAUACCUAUAUUACCGUUGAGUUCAAAUGUAAUCUUUUUAAUUUCAUUUUUCAUUUUUCUUUCAAUUAGGAUACCCAUUCAUGUUUUAUUGUUUUACAUUUUCCAUUUCUAAAUAAUAAAAUGUUUAUCAUUGUCUGUUAUUAUUUCUUUUACUAUUCAUUAAUUUUCCUGAGGAGGAGCCAGCCUUGGUAAUGCUGACUGAAGUUGUUUCAGGGCUAAGUAAGCCUUCACACUCUCAUACUCCAUCACUAGUACUAUCAAACUCCAUCACUAGUAGUAUCAUACUCCAUCACUAGUACCAUCAUUCUCCAUCACUAGUACUAUCAUACUCCAUCACUAGUACUAUCAUACUCCAUCACUAGUACUAUCAUUCUCCAUCACUAGUACUAUCAUACUCCAUCACUAGUACUAUUAUACUCCAUCACUAGUACUAUCAUUCUCCAUCACUAGUACUAUCAUAUUCCAUCACUAGUACUAUUAUACUCCAUCACCAGUACUAUCAUACUCCAUCACUAGUACUGUCACACUCCACCAGUACUAUCAUACUCCAUCACCAGUACUAUCAUACUCCAUCACUAGUACCAUCAUUCUCCAUCACUAGUACUAUCAUACUCCAUCACUAGUACUAUCAUACUCUAUCACUAGUACUUUCAUACUCCAUCACUAGUACUAUCAUACUCCAUCACUAGUAAUAUCAUACUCCAUCACUAGUUCUAUCAUACUCCAUCACCAGUACUAUCAUACUCCAUCACUAGUACUGUCACACUCCACCAGUACUAUCAUACUCCAUCACUAGUACUUUCAUACUCCAUCACUAGUACUAUCAUACUCCAUCACUAGUACUUUCAUACUCCAUCACUAGUACUAUCAUACUCCAUCACUAGAACUUUCAUACUCCAUCACUAGUACUAUCAUAUUCCAUCACUAGCACUCUCAUACUCCAUCAGUAGUACUAUCAUACUCCAUCACUAGUACUAUCAUACUCCAUCACCAGUACUAUCAUACUCCAUCACCAGUACUAUCAUACUCCAUCACUAGUACUGUCACACCCCACCAGUACAAUCAUACUCCAACACUAGUACUAUCAAACUCCAUCACUAGUACUAUCAUACUCCAUCACCAGUACUAUCAUACUCCAUCACUAGUACUGUCACACUCCACCAGUACUAUCAUACUCCAUCAGUAGUACUUUCAUACUCUAUCACUAGUACUAUCACACUCCAUCACUAGUACUAUCAUACUCCAUCACUAGUUAACCCUGGUGCAUAAGCCGUACUAGUACGUCGGAAACCCUGAAAGGGUUAAAGCUCAAGCUCUGUGAAAUGUUUCAUGGAGUAUUUUGGUUGCCCAAAAUAAGUUUCCACAUCUAUGUUUGGAGCACUAGUGGUAACAAUGUAGAUCUACAUUUGGACAGUUUAAGUGUUAACCACAAGUGCAAGUUUUUACAGACGAGUCUUCCGCUAGCAUGGCCGUGUCAUUACGAUUUUGUGAGUCAUGUUGACGGCUUUGAGGGGACUUGAGCUAGAGUUCGUCAUGGCCAUGCUAGCGGGAGAUUCGUCUGUAAGGGCUUGCAUAAGUGCUAACCCUUGAACUGUCCAAAUGUAGAUCUACGUUUGCACGCGUAGAGCUCCGAACGUAGAUCUAUGUUUUAUUUUUCAUUCAUUCAGAUUUGGUGCAAUAGGCUUGAGUCACCUAGACAUGAAAGAAUGGGUCUGUGCACUCAGUGUGCACAGUAUUUAAAAAAUCCGGGACCGCUUAGUAUCUUGUGGGAGCACCAGUUCAACUGAGCGCUAACUAGAGCAUAUAGCAUGGCAAACACCAGGGUUUCAUUGAUGCCAUGUCGCAUUAACACUCCCCUUUCAAGAGGAAAGUAAAAAUAGGUUAGAUAAAUACAUGAGUGAGUGUGGGUGGGUGUGAGUUGGACCUGACUAGCUUGUGCUACUAGGUCUGAUGUCGUGCUUUCUUCAGUGGAUGUGACCUGACUAGGUGGGUCAUUGGUCUAAGCCAGAGGGGGUGACAUGGACCUGCCUUGCAUGGGCCAGUAGGCCUGCUGCAGUGUUCCUUCUUUCUUAUGUUCUUAUAUUCUUAUCAUACUCCAUCACCAGUACUAUCAUACUCCAUCACCAGAACUUUCAUAUUCCAUCACUAGUACUAUCACACUCCAUCACUAGCACUCUCAUACUCCAUCAGUACUAUCAUACUCCCUCACCAGUACUAUCAUACUCCAUCACCAGAACUUUCAUACUCCAUCACUAGUACUAUCAUACUCCAUCAUUAGUACUCUCAUACUCCACUAGUACUAUCAUACUUCAUCACUAGUACUCUCAUACCCUACUAGUACUAUCAUACUCCAUAACUAGUACUCUCAUACUCCAUCACUAAUACUCUCAUACUAAAUCACUAGUACUAGCAAACUCCGUCACUAGUACUAUCAUACUCCAUCACUAGUACUAUCAUACUCCAUCACUAGUACUAUCAUACUCCAUCACCAGUACAAUCAUACUCCACCAGAACUUUCAUACUCCAUCACUAGUACUAUCAUACUCCAUCACUAGCACUCUCAUACUCCAUCAGUAGUACUAUCAUACUCCAUCAUUAGUACUCUCAUACUCCACUAGUACUAUCAUACUUCAUCACUAGUACUAUCAUACCCUACUAGUACUAUCAUACUCCAUCACUAGUACUAUCAUACUCCAUCACUAGUACUAUCAUACUCCAUCACUAGUACUAUCAUACUACACUAGUACUCUCAUACUCCACCAUGAGUACUGUCAUACUCCACAACGAGUACUAUCAUACUCCAUCACCAGUAGUAUCAUACUCAAUCACUAGCACUCUCAUACUCCAUCACUAGUACUAUCAUACUCCAUCACCAAUACUAUCAUACUUCAUCACUAGUAUUAUCAUACUCCAUCACCAGUAGUAUCAUACUCUAUCACUAGUACAAUCAUACUCCACUAGUACUAUCAUACUCCAUCACCAGUAGUAUCAUACUCCAUCACUAGUACUAUCAUACUCCAUCACCAGUAGUAUCAUACUCCAUCACUAGUACUAUCAUACUCCAUCACCAGUAGUAUCAUACUCCAUCACUAGUACUAUUCUCCAUCACUAGUACUAUCAUACUCCAUCACUAGUACUAUCAUACUCCAUCACCAAUAGUAUCAUACUCCAUCACUAGUACUAUCAUAUUCCAUCACCAGUAGUAUCAUACUCCAUCACUAGUAGUAUCAUACUCCAUCACUAGUACCAUCAUUCUCCAUCACUAGUACUAUCAUACUCCAUCACUAGUACUAUCAUUCUCCAUCACUAGUACUAUCAUACUCCAUCACUAGUACUAUUAUACUCCAUCACUAGUACUAUCAUUCUCCAUCACUAGUACUAUCAUACUCCAUCACUAGUACUAUCAUACUCCAUCACUAGUACUAUCAUUCUCCAUCACUAGUACUAUCAUACUCCAUCACUAGUACUAUUGUACUCCAUCAGUAGUACUAUCAUUCUCCAUCACUAGUGCUAUUAUACUCCACUAGUACUGUCAUUCUCCAUCACUAGUACUAUCAUACUCCAUCACUAGUACUAUCAUUCUCCAUCACUAGUACUAUCAUACUCCAUCACUAGCACUAUCAUACUCCAUCACUAGUCCUAUCAUACUCCAUCACUAGUACUAUCACACUCCACUAGUACUAUCAUUCUCCAUCACCAGUAGUAUCAUACUCCAUCACUAGUGUUCUCAUACUCCAUCACUAGUACUAUCAUACUCCAUCACUAGUACUAUCAUACUACAUCACUAUUACUACAUACUCCAUCACUAGUACUAUUAUUCUCCAUCAGUAGUAUCAUACUCCAUCACUAGUACUAGCAUACUCCAUCACUAGUACUAUCAUUCUCCAUCACCAGUAGUAUCAUACUCCAUCACUAGUACUAUCAUGCUCCAUCACUAGUACUAUCAUACUCCAUGACUAGUACUAUCAUACUCCAUCACUAGUACUAUCAUACUCCAUCACUAGUACUAUCAUACUCCAUCACUAGUACUAGUAUACUCCAUCACUAGUACUACCAUACUCCAUCACUAGUACUAAACUCCAUCACUAGUACUAUCAUACUCCAUCACUAGUACUAUCAUACUCCAUCACUAGUACUAUACUCCAUCACUAGUACUAUCAUACUCCAUCACUAGCACUAUCAUACUCCAUCACUAGUACUAUCAUACUGCAUCACUAGUACUAUCACUCCAUCACUAGUACUAUCACACUCCAUCACUAAUACUAUCAUUGUCCAUCACCAGUAGUAUCAUACUCCAUCACGAGUACUAUCAUUCUCCAUCACCAGUAGUAUCAUACUCCAUCACUAGUACUAUCAUACUCCAUCACUAGUACUAUACUCCAUCACUAGUACUAUCA